AUGGCUGCUGUCCCCGCGCCAGGCGCUGAGGCAGGCUCAGCCCUGGACCCUGUCACGGCUCUCGAGACUGGCUUCGUCUCAAACGAUCUGCUCGACACUUCAUCCCUGCCGCCCAUCUUUGCCCUUGGUCGAGUUCAGUACGCAUUUCCGGCCCCGCUUGCGCUACUGACAGUCUCCAACAACAUUCUCACAAUGUGCCUGUACGCAUACCCGCCACCACGAACCUCGCUCAUGGGGCAGCAGUACCACACCUCAUACCCUUCGGCUGCCUCAGCCGUCACCGCCCCACCUCGGCUGGUUCGCAUCGAUCUCGACGAUCCAGAGAGGACAGAAGAGGCAGAGGUGCCUCUGCCCCCUCUGCCGCGAACGAGAAACGUAGCGCCGCCAGAUCCAACGAUGCUGGGGCCAUACAAGAUGUUUGCAGAUCCAACCGGGAAGCACAUCAUCCUGGGCACACGCAACGGCGAUAACUUCUACUGGACGAGUGGGUUGGGCAAGAAGGCCAGGUUGCUCAAUCGUUUCAAGGGGCUCGUCAUCGAAAGUAUCGCGUGGAAUCCUCUCGUCGAUGUUGCGGCUGCUUCUUCGAGCAAAAAGAAGAAAAUGAAUGGGAGCGUGAGAGGUGCAAGGUCGUCUGGAGCGCCCUCAUCGACGAUUGCAACGCGGCAGAUCCUCGUAGGCACAAUGACCGGCGACAUCUAUGAGGCAGCCUUGGCCUCGACGACAUCUCACGCCGAUGCCGACGAGGGCGACUUUCUCGAUCGGCUCGCUAGAAGGACCGCUGGUGCCACAGGUUCUGGACCGGAGAUCGACAAGGUGCUUCGGCAUGUCUUUACGCUCCACGAACGACAACCGAUUACGGGCAUGCACGUCGAUGUAUUUCCGAGUGCUUCUUCAUCACGAGCAGGAGGGAUUACAAGAGCGGUGGUUGUUGUGACAUCGAGCACAAGAAUCUACGAGUUCGUCGGCAUGUUGAGUAGGGCUUCCACGGAUGCUAACGAAAGCGAGAGCAUGUACGAGAAGCUCUUUGAGGCGUACAAGGGGGAUGCUGUUCCCAAUCUCAAAUCCGAGCUUCCAGGCGAUCUCCCGUAUUCUGAACUUCACAUGUGGGCGCCGGCAGGCCAGCGCAGCUCAAAGGCUCUCGCAUGGCUCACUGGUCCGGGCAUCUACCAUGGCCUCAUAUCCUUCGGCGAGCAGGAGGUGGGCGACAGCGUCAUCGACAGCGCCAACUUGCUCCCUUACCCCGCUGUGCCCAUCGACGAGAAUGACCACGAAGGACAGGGCGAGACGAUAUCGGAGAUCCCGCUGAGCAUCGCCCUCACCGAGUUUCACUUUGUCCUGCUCUACAGAGACCGGAUGAUGGCCAUUUCGAGCCUGGACGACCGUGUGGUGUAUCAGGAAGACCUGCCGCUAAAGCCAAACGAACACGUCAUUGGAACAACGGUCGAUGUGGCUCGGAAGACUUUCUGGGUCUACACCGAUGCCUCAAUCUUUGAGCUCGUUGUGAGGCACGAGGAUCGAGACGUCUGGAUGGUCUACCUCCAGCGGCAUGCCUAUGACACGGCACUUCGCUACGCCAAAACGCCUGCACAGCGAGACGAGGUGCUCUCGGCCCAGGGCGAUGCGUUUUUCGGCCAGGGCAGGCACAUCCAAGCGGCACAGUGCUAUGCCAAGACAUUCAAGAGAACCUUCGAAGAGAUCGUGCUGCGCUUCAUCGAUGCAGACGAAAAAGACGCUUUGCGAUACUAUCUCGUAUCACGCCUCGAGAGGCUGAGAAAGAGCGACCUGACGCAGCGCAUGAUGCUCGCCACAUGGCUCGUCGAAAUCUACCUCGCCAAGAUCAAUGAGCUCGAGGACGUGGCCUCGGCCAGUGCCGCUUCCGAGAACGUGGAGAACUACAACCUGGAGCGUGCCAUGCUCGAGGAUGAACUGAAGCAGUUCCUUGUCACCUAUCGCGAGAAUUUGGAUUCCAAGACAAUUUUCGGGCUAAUAAAGAGGCACGGGCGAGUGGAAUUUAUGCUUCAUUACGCCAAAGUAACGGACGAAGUCGACCGGAUCGUAAGGCACUGGGUCGAGGAGGAGGACUGGGACCGAGCGAUCGAGGCAAUCGUUGAGUCGCAAUCUCUCGAUUUAUACUACCGUUUCGCCACGAUCCUGGUCCGUCACCGACCGGAGAAGACGGUCGAGUCAUGGAUCCGUCAAGCGGCCCUGCAGCCCCGUAGACUUAUCCCCGCCAUGCUGCAGGAGCAAAAGCAGUCUGAACGGACAGGGCGACAGACGAUCAGAUACUUGCAGCACGUCAUUCGUGAACUCAACAACACUGAUCCUGCCGUGCACAACUUCCUCCUCUCUGCUUUGGCGCGUGCGGCCUCAUCUUCCGAUGGCGAGGAGGCCAAAGCUGCGAACAAGGAGCUGCUAGAUUUCAUUGCGAACUUAAAGACAAAGGACAUGACGGGUCGACCUUACUACGACCUUGACUAUGCGCUGCGGACGUGCAGCGAUAAUGGGCGUCUGGAGGCUUGCGUGCGCAUCUUUGCGAAGAUGGAGAACUACGAGAGUGCCGUGGAUCUCGCCCUGGAGCAGGGCGAUGUCGAACUGGCAUGCGAAUGCGCAGACAUGGUCGACAUGGGAGGAAGGAGUGGGCGGGGAGGCGGCGAUGAGGCGGAAGGCGGGCUCAAGAAGAAGCUUUGGAAGAAGACGGCAGAGGUCGUCGUGAAGCAGAAGAACGACAUCAAAGCAGCCAUGGAGUUCCUCGCGAGAACAAAUCUGCUCUCCGUCGAAGACAUCCUUCCUUUCUUUCCAGACUUUGCCGUUAUCGACGACUUUAAAGACGAGAUCUGCCUCGCUUUGGAGAGCUAUGCGGGACGGAUCGAGGAGCUCAAGACGGAAAUGGACGAGGCAACGCAGAGCGCUGAAUCGAUCCGAGAAGACGCAGAGAAGCUCUCGCGGCGGUUUGUGACGGUCGUCAAGGGACAAGACGUCUGCUGGCUGUGCAAAGCUGGGCUCGUGGAGCGGCAAUUCUAUGUGUUCAGCUGUCGGCACGGCUUCCAUGCCGACUGCCUUGUCGCGGAGACCAAGAAGCAUCUCAAGACCAGGUCGUUGCGCCGGAUCCUCGAGCUGCAACAGCAACUUUCGAGCCUCACUGCAGGUCUCGUCCCAUCCCUUCCUCCACAAUAUGCCAGUGUCAUCUCCUCAACGUCUGCAUCGGACAGCAAGCCAGGCCUCGUCGCCUCUGCGACUGGGCAAGGAGCAGCUGCAGCAACGACUGCGUUGGGCCUCGACAAGCUUCGAGACUUGGUCUCGCCCGAUGCAAUUGUGGGCGCCAUCUCUGCCGGCGUAUCGGUCGGUGUCGCUGGCGGCAAGAAUCUCCUAGCCCCUUUGGAUCCAUUCGCCAACCCAAGGCAUUCCAUGGGGUCCGCGAGCGCGAGGAAUUCUGUCGCUAUCACUUCGUCGCCCAGGCAGCAGCAACAAGCGCAGCAGCCCGUUGUCGCAAAGGCAGACGGAGCUGACGGGGGUCGGAUGGCCGAGAAGCAGGAGCAGAUCGAGGAGCUGAGAGACGAGCUGGACGGGCUAGUCGCCAGCGCGUGUAUUCUCUGCGACGGAUCCGUGUCAACCAUUGCACGGCCAUUUGUCAGUGAUCGGGAGGCAGAGAUAGACGAGUGGGCCUUGUAA
This is a messenger RNA of Acaromyces ingoldii, 3669 nucleotides long. RefSeq lists its product as hypothetical. Gene Ontology annotation, cellular component: endosome; HOPS complex. NCBI's taxonomy places the organism in Eukaryota, Fungi, Basidiomycota, Exobasidiomycetes, Exobasidiales, Cryptobasidiaceae. The coding region runs from base 1 to 3669 and encodes 1222 amino acids. The transcript is spliced from 4 exons. Gene Ontology annotation, molecular function: protein-macromolecule adaptor activity. Gene Ontology annotation, biological process: vacuole organization; vesicle-mediated transport; organelle fusion. The record is from RefSeq and is a predicted model, not a curated record.